Aspergillus alliaceus is the source of this 1057-nucleotide messenger RNA. RefSeq names its product FPP/GGPP synthase family protein. NCBI's taxonomy places the organism in Eukaryota, Fungi, Ascomycota, Eurotiomycetes, Eurotiales, Aspergillaceae. Gene Ontology annotation, molecular function: prenyltransferase activity. The record is from RefSeq and is a predicted model, not a curated record. Bases 1 to 1053 code for a protein of 350 amino acids. Gene Ontology annotation, biological process: isoprenoid biosynthetic process. The transcript is spliced from 5 exons.
AUGACAGGACAAAAUACGGAAGAAAAUCUACCAGCUGGGUUUCCGCAGGAUGUUCAUCAAAGGCCGGGGACGGCGGGCGCAAAGGAGCAGAGCACCGCGAGCAAGAUAGGACGGUCUUCUGGCACCAAAUAUGAAAUGCUUGCCCCGUUCAAGAAAGCUGAUACGGAAAAAAUUUGCUUGGAGCCCAUUGAGUACACCAGGUCUCUUCCGGGCAAGAAUACCGUUAGUAAGGUCAUUGCGAGUCUGAGGCCUUGGUUGAAUAUCUCAGAUCAAUCUGCGGCCGUCUUGACGGAUGUCAUGAUUAUGCUACAGAACUCGUCGCUCAUGCUUGACGAUAUCGAAGAUGGUUCACAACUCCGGCGUGGCGCACCCGCAGCACACGUUAAAUAUGGCAUCAGUCAAACAAUUAACAGCACUACGUACGUGAUUGCCAAGGCGUUCUCCGAAGUUCAGCUACAUCUCCGACCAGAGUCUGCGAAAGUUUUAUCUGAGGAACUUCAAACCCUCACCCUAGGCCAAGGUCUUGACCUUAACUGGACAUUUCACCAGAAAUGUCCAAGUGUGCAUGAAUAUCUGGUCAUGAUCGACCACAAGACCGGAGGUUUCUUUCGACUUAUGCUGCGAAUCAUGGAGAUUGAGGCCAAUGCCACGCCCAACAAUGAUAUGCGCCAUUUAAUUACCUUGCUGGGCAGAUACUACCAGAUCAAGGAUGAUUAUCAGAACUUGGCCUCCGACGAGUAUACCACCAAGAAGGGUUUCUGUGAUGACCUUUCAGAGGGAAAGUUUUCAUUUCCUCUUAUCCACUUGUUUGAGCAUAGUCCUAAUUCCGAUACGCUGCAAGAGCUUAUCUUCGGGGCUGAUGACAGGGGUGCAAUAUCAGAGGAGAGGAAAUUGAAGGUGCUUUCCGAAAUGCAGAACAUUGGCAGUUUGGAGCAUACGUUGGAUGUAUUGAACAAUCUCUUUACCUCAAUAUUGGAUACAGUAGAGAGGGUUGAAGGAGCUCUAGGUGAAAACAAGAAGUUGAAAGCUUUGUGCCUUGCACUGAAGCUGUAAUGAG